AUGCAGCCGAGUCAAUCUUGGAGCCAAGUCCUCUGGUAUGGCUAAUGGCAAAAACGGAGACCUAGGAGAUAAUGAAUCUAUUAUGGAAGUACAGCUUUAACUUCUUUUUCAACACAAUGCCAAUCAUCACAUCAUCAGAGAUGGCAGAGAUAGAAGAUGAUGACAUACUGAAUGAAGAAGAACAGAAGCGAGAGAUAAUGCUUAAGGAAAGAAAUGAAUUUUUGGAAAAAUUAAUAAAAGAUCCUGAGUUUGCUGAUAUGAGGAAAAUAUUUGCAAAUGAUAGUACUAAAAUAGUACAGGACAAGCCAAAAACUCAAUAUAAACGUAAGCGUCAUAAAUCUGAAGAUGAAUCAUUCAGAUGUGCAGCUCAAAUUCCUCUAGAAUCUCGGAGGUCAUUGAGACUACAAGAUAAAAAACCAUUAUUCACAUUCGAUGAUUUACCAGAGGAAAAGACUGUAAGACAUUUAUUCAAAUCUGAUGAAAACUAUGACUAUGAAGAUAUUGAAAACAUAGUUUAUCAGCCAAAGAAACAGCGGACAUCUUUUAAAGUUAGAAGGGAGGGACCUGUUACAAUCCCAGUAGAACAUAUUACAGAAACAAUGCUAAACAAUAUAGCAGAAAAAGUAUCUAUCAAAAAAUAUUCUGAUUCAGGUACUACCUGUCAUCAGUGUAGACAAAAAACAGUUGAUCAAAAGACAUAUUGUAGAAACAGUGAAUGUUCAGGCCGCCGGGGAAUGUUUUGUGGUGUUUGCCUUAAGAACAGAUAUGGUGAAGAUGCCGCACAAGCCCUGCUAGAUCCAAACUGGCAUUGUCCAGUCUGUAGAGGAAUAUGCAACUGUUCCUUCUGCCGAGCACGCGAGGGCAAGCGCCCGACCGGUAUUUUAGCACCAUUGGCUCAAAAGCAUGGCCACAAGUCUGUUAAAGACUUUUUGGUCAGCUUAAAGGGUGAAGGAGACUAUUUAGAAGACCACAUGGAUCCCAAUAAAUUGCUGGGCUUCACAGGAGAAAAUUCAGUGAUUGCUAAGAUGGGGGCUAGCGUUGAACACACUAUUGUUCUAACGGGUAUUGACAAAAUAGUCGCAAAAAUUAAUUAUUUGAAGGCAGCACUUGCAUGUAUUGACAAAAAAUAAUACCAAAACUAGCAAUGAAUUCACAUAUACAUAUAAGUCGGAAAGGACCAAGCCUGGCGAGUCAAAAUGAAAAUGUUCGUUUUCAAAACCCUCUUAAUGCAUUAGCCUUCCAAUAAUCAUGACAUUACAGUAUUAUCCCAUGGUAUUUAUGUAUUUUUGACUUGUAAUUAUAAGGUGGUUUAUUAUAUCGUCAAAAAGUCUUGGUAAGACGGUAACCUCAUAGGUAUUAAAUCAUUUGUAUAGAAUGUACCUAUAACCUCGGAGUAAGCUUGGUGAAAUUUCAUAGUCGGUCAGCUUUUGGCCGAAGUGGAAACAAAUAAUAACAACCUUCUAUGACGUCACCGUCUUGAUGUAUUUGACUUAAAUUUUAUAUUACCUUUUACUGUAUUAAUUUUUUUAAAUUUGAUUGUUUUCUGUAUUUGUAAAGAAUGCUAAUGUGGAUGGUUGGAAUGAAGAUCCUUAUGAAAAGCUGCAACAGUAUAUAUGUAUGUAAAUGUCUUGGAAUAUAUUUUAAACAUUGUAAAAUAAAUUUGUACUUAUACUUUUAUGUAAAUAAGGUAUGAAAUCUUAUCAACUUUCUGAGGUGGUUAUUUUUUAUGCAUUCAUAAGAAUUUCAUGUACUAAAUUGACCAUUAUGACCUUGAAAUAUUACCUGUUUUUUGACUUAUGAUGGCGUAAAUCUGGAGAUACAGGUUUGUUAUGUUAACUAUAUUUGUAUUUUAUAUUUAGAUUAGGUUUUUAGAAAAAUGUGGAAUUCUAGAAAAUCAAAAUAAACUGAUUCGAGAAUA
This is a messenger RNA of Acanthoscelides obtectus, 1918 nucleotides long. The record is from the annotation of a GenBank genome assembly. NCBI's taxonomy places the organism in Eukaryota, Metazoa, Arthropoda, Insecta, Coleoptera, Chrysomelidae.